AUGAGUGUGGUGAUUGCAUUCCUAGAUGUUAAGAAAGUUGUAUACAUUGUUAUAAUGGUUAAUGCUUUGCUUUGCGCAGAACAAUAUGAACUUUAUAAGGAUCGAUGCUUGUUAAUUUAGCAAUGUUAAAUAGGUUUGUAUUUGAAUUAAGAGUUAUAAAUUUGCUAAUCUUCAUGUGGUGAUGGAUAUGUAACUGAAUGGGAAUAAUGCGAUGAUUAAAAUAUGGAAUAAUUUGAUGGUUGCUAUUAGUGCAAGUAUGAAUGUGAUGAUAAUUGCAUCGAAUGCAUAUAAGGCGAAUGCUUUCAAUGUUCUUAAGAAUUUAAUAUAGUCGAGAAUAAAUGCUUAUCAAAAUGUGAAGACACAUGCCUGAAUUGUGUUUAAGGAGGAUGUUAGUUAUGCAGUAGUGGAUAUUUCUUGAAUGAAUAUUUCAUUUGCGUAAAAAUAGGAUGUGAAUACGAUUUUAGUUGUACUUCACACUGUGGAAAUGGCAUAUUAGAAGAUAUGGAAUAGUGUGAUGAUUAGAAUCUAUUUAAUGAUGAUGGUUGUAACAAUUAUUGUGAAUAAACUUGUGAUGUUAAUUGUACAAGUUGUAUUGAUGGUGUUUGUUUUGAAUGUAAAAAAGGGUGGAAAUUGGGUUUAUACCUAUGUGAUCCAAUUUGUGGAGACUCAUUUGUUUUUGGAAAUGAAGAAUGCGAUGACGGAAAUUAGACUAAUUUUGAUGGGUGUUUCUAAUGUAAAUACUAAUGUUCUCAAUAUUGUGAAAAUUGCUUGAAUGGAAUAUGUCAAUCUUGUUAGCCUAAUUAUGAAUUUGAUUAAUUCAGUAAUUCUUGCAAACCAAUUCAACCCUUGCUUACAAUAAAUGAAUAGCCGAAUUGUAAAAUAUUAAAUAAUAACUAAUGCAUAUUUUGUUAACAGGGAUAUCUUGAUUCAUUUAAAAACUUAUGUAUAAUUGAUUUUAAUAUGAAUAAAUGCCCUAAAAAUUGUAGGAAAUGUGUGCUUUCCAAAUGUUUAGAAUGUGAAUUUGGAUAUUAUGGUAACAAGUGUAUGCCUAAAUGUGGAGAUGGUAUUAUUGUUUUAGAAGAGGAAUGUGACGACGGAAAGGAAUUCUAAUUAGAUACUUGUUUACAUUGUAAAUAACAAUGUCUUCAAUAUUGUAAGACCUGUGUUUAUGGAGUUUGUACAAAUUGCAUUUCCGGCUUCUAUUUGGAUAUUGUAAGUAAUUCAUGUAACUCUGUUUGCAAUGAUAAGAUACAAGCAAUGGAUGAAGUUUGCGAUGAUGGCAAUGACUUGAAAUAUGAUGGUUGUUACUAGUGUAAAUAUUAAUGCCAAAUGGAGUGUUUAGAUUGCUAAUUUGGAAAGUGUACAUUAUGUGAACCACCUUUAAUACUAACAAACGAUAUUUGUGCAUAACUAAAUUUAUGUGAUAAUUUAAAAGGAUUAUAUUAAGAUAAUAAUGGUAUCGAUUGUUUGCCACAAUGUGGAGAUGGUAUUGUUGCAGGCAAUGAAUUUUGUGAUGAUAAGAAUGAUGUUCCUUUUGAUGGAUGUUAUGAAUGCAAAUUUUAAUGUUCAUUAUAAUGUCUAAUAUGCAACAAAGGGGAAUGUUUUUAAUGCUACAAUGACUAUACCUUAUAAAAUAACUAAUGUUCGUUCUAUAACAAUACAAGUAGCAAUGGUUAAAAUCCUGAAUAGUUGUCAUUAAAUGAAGAUAUGGUAUGCAGAGGAUAUGAAUGUGUAUAUUCUAAAAAACCCAGGAUGAAACUAUCUUAUAAAAUGUAAUCCUUUGCUCUAUAGUAUGUUGAGAUUACGUUUGAUUAAGAAGUCAAAUUUAGAGAUUAGGUUUAAAAAGGCAAAAAUCUAUUUAACAUAAGCAUUAAUGACAUAGAUUCUCAGUAUUAUAAUAUCACAAUCAAUUCAAUUUAAGAUAUCUCAUUUGAUCUUUAAUAUGCUUAGUAUUAGGUUUAAGUUGAAUUAUUUUUACAGCUUUCAACAAAACCAGUUCUUUUAGUUUAGUUGAAUCAAGAAAUUAUUAAUGGAAAUAAUUAAACACUUUUUCAAAGUAAUUAAUCAAUUUCUCUAUAAACACCAAAAAUAAUGUCUGAAUAAUUAAAAUAAGUAUCUAUUUAUGCUUAAUAAUCCAAUAAUGCAUUUAUGAUUGGAGCAAUAUUAAUUUGUAUAAUAUCUUUAGUUUCUGGUGAAAGUUCUUUUGUUGUUGAAACCUUGAAUUUAUUGUAAUAUCAAUCUUUUUUAAGAUUUAUUAAUGUUGAGUAUCCUGAAAACCUCUAUAUAUAUUUUUAAGCAUAAGAAUUGCUAUCUAUAUCAUCUUAUUUACAACUAUUUUAAAUUGAUGAUUAUUUAAAUUUAAUCACAAGAAAAGAAAAAUAAAUUGAUCUAAACGGAAAAUUUUAAUAAUAUAAUGUAGAAGCUGAUCUUUUUACCAAUAUUUUACCGCAAUUAAUUUAAUGUUUAGUUUUGGUAAUACUACUUUAUUUUGCAGAAAAUCUUUAUAAUAUACUUUUUAGAUUAAGUAAAUAUUUGAGACAUCUUGUACAUGAAAAAACAUUAUAAUCAAAAAAUUUUAUAUAUAAUGAUUAAUUUAAUACUGGUUUGCAAAAAUUGCAUUCAAAUCAUUGA
Paramecium tetraurelia is the source of this 2631-nucleotide messenger RNA. RefSeq lists its product as uncharacterized. The transcript has a single exon. Lineage: Eukaryota; Ciliophora; Oligohymenophorea; Peniculida; Parameciidae. The record is from RefSeq and is a predicted model, not a curated record.